Molecule: messenger RNA, 1061 nt
Organism: Saccostrea cuccullata (small rock oyster)
Lineage: Eukaryota; Metazoa; Mollusca; Bivalvia; Ostreida; Ostreidae
Exons: 2
Source: RefSeq, a predicted model, not a curated record
GGAAAGCGCCUAAUCAGUUUGGAGGGGGUUUAUAUAAAAACGUUUAUUGUGCUAUGUGCAACCCAUAUAGAGCUCUAGAAAUAACGAUUGAUAAGUGUCCAGGUAAUUCUAAUGAUGUAGAUCAUUGUGAUUUUUUCCCAAAAGUUUACUUCUAUGCCCCCUACAAGAAUCUCCAUUGUGGAAUCUGCAACGGCAUGGGGAUGGCUGUGAUGAAAGGGGAACAUGGUGGAAUUGAAGAAGAAGAAGAGAAGUUGGUAUCAAAUUCCCUUGUUUGGUAUCCUUUGCUGCGCAGUUUGUUUUCCGUCAGUGAUGAUUAUGAGGAUAUGGAAUUCAAUCCGCUGAUGAAUCCGAUCUGUUCAAGUGACCAAAUCUAUGACCCAUUCCAUGAAAUCUGCAGGAAUAUAACAUGUUUUCCCGGAAAAUAUUUAUCUCAUGGAGAAAAAUGCAUCCCGCUAUUUUCAGUUACCAAAAAUCUUCGAUAUAAUUUGGAUAUAGAAUUUAAGGGAAUUUCUAAGUACAAGAUAUCAGAGGAAAAUAUUCAAGAUUUAAUCACAGACUUGAUACCAUUCAGAAUUAAGAAAACCGUAAAACUAACGCAAAAUAUUUAUUUUAAUAUCUUCCGAAUGGAGUAUGUUGAAAGUGACGGAAAAUUCCAUGGAUGGAUGCACUCUACAAUUUUCAUCAAUGAAUCUGUUCAUAGACUGAAUACGGAAAGAUCACUCUUACGGUUUACUGAAACCAAUUUUGAACAUAUCUUCAAUGAUACCUUUAUUUUGUUUGAUUUGAAGAACAAAUAUUUAUCAAUAGGGAAGAAAAACAGCAACAUAACAGAACUAAGUGCGGAGAAAGAUAGAUAUUCAAAUUCAAAUUAUGGUUUAUCAUGGUAUCAUAUAUUUCAAUAUCGUGCGGUGCAUAUCACUAAUGCGUUAAUGUGCAAACAAGUGGAAUUCAAAUUUGAGGAAUAUGACUUUGAUAGCAUUCCAAACGUGGUGUUUUUAAAGAGCUCCGAUAUUUCUCUACCUGCUGUUAAUGCCGAUAUAUCGGAGAAUGGGACUCUCAGA